This is a messenger RNA of Telopea speciosissima, 1256 nucleotides long. RefSeq lists its product as uncharacterized. Bases 75 to 881 code for a protein of 268 amino acids. Lineage: Eukaryota; Viridiplantae; Streptophyta; Magnoliopsida; Proteales; Proteaceae. The transcript has 7 exons. The record is from RefSeq and is a predicted model, not a curated record.
CACCUGUGAUCCUGUUCCCCAGUUCUAUCCCUAAUCUUUGUCUCCUACUCGCUCUUUUACUCCGACUCGCUGAUAUGAAUACUGUAAUGAAAACAGCCCUUAACCACAACUAUCAGGGUAUCCCUUUUUCUCUCAGAGCCGCAUUUUUCCAUUCAACCCCCGUUUCAGAUCGAAAAAGGCGUACUCAUUGGGAUUCUGGUGAUGGAGGGGCGUUUAGGGGUUCCACAAAGAGGUUUAAUCAUUAUGCUAAAAGGUUCAGGAAGUUCCAUGCAAAGCAGACAUUAUUGCGGAAUGUCAGUGCUUACGCCGAGCAUCUCUUUCAGAGCUGGCAAUCUGAUGAUGAUCAACGUGUUUCAUCUUCAAGUAGAGGCACCUCAUGGGUCAAAAGGCAAUACUGGACUAAAGGAACACAGAAGACUGGAUUUGGUAAUCAGGGACCUCAGCAAUUUGGAAGAAAAGGGUUCAGGUUCUGUACUGAUGAUGGUGAAGAAGUUGAGACCAUAUUUCGUUUUACAUUCGGUGGAGAGCGAUCCUUUUACUGGUCCUUAAUUAAUGAAGAAAUUCCUCAAUGGAGUGACUCUUACUACUCCUCUAAUAAGCAUAGGAGCUCUUGGAAUUGGAGACAUCGACUAGAAGAUGAAUACGACACCUCCACAGAGUACGAGAAUUCUGAGUCAGAUUUAGCUUCUGAUCGGCUUGCCCUUGGUUUGAGUGCUUCUGGUCCUUUGAAGCUUGAAGAAGUUAAAAGCGCAUAUCGAGCCUGUGCCCUGAAAUGGCAUCCAGAUCGUCAUCAGGGUUCUUCUAAGGCCCUUGCAGAAGAGAAGUUCAAACUCUGCAGUUCAGCAUAUCAAACAAUAUGUGACAAGCUGGAUGUGGAUUAGACUCGAAGAUAUCCAGAGCCAGCAAGAAUGAAGUCAAUUUACUUUGCCCAUCUUGUUCUGCUGUGCUAACUGGUUGAUGACAUGGUGCAGUCGGAUCUUGAAGGACAUAAGUGAUUAAUUGUCAGGUGGUUUGAACUCUGACAGCAUUCACAAAUAGAGGGCAUGCAUACCCUUCUUGAAGAUGUAGUUUAGGCACUACCCUCUUCAUGAUAACAUGUUUGGAAUGGCUGGAUGUACCAGCUUGUCCCCCUAUUUAUUUACAUUUUGGUAGUCAUUAGGAUGAAAGAAAUCUGUAAUUCUAUAUUAUGGAUUGAAGGAAAAAGAGGUAAUAUAUGUUAGGCUGGAAACAUCAAUAAUAUGGAGUAACUAGUUCCU